Messenger RNA from Phaeoacremonium minimum UCRPA7, 873 nucleotides. RefSeq lists its product as hypothetical. The transcript has 2 exons. Bases 1 to 873 code for a protein of 290 amino acids. Gene Ontology annotation, biological process: proton transmembrane transport; potassium ion transport. Gene Ontology annotation, cellular component: mitochondrial inner membrane. The record is from RefSeq and is a predicted model, not a curated record. NCBI's taxonomy places the organism in Eukaryota, Fungi, Ascomycota, Sordariomycetes, Togniniales, Togniniaceae.
AUGCGACUCUAUCUCCUCCCCAUCACCACCCGGCGGACUCUGCUGUACGGCCAGCGUCUCAACACGGCGGCAGCGGUAGCCCAGCAGAACAUACUCGACAAGGCGCAGAACCGCGCCUCCAAGCUCUGGGCCGACUGGGAGAAGAAGGAGAAGGGCUGGCAGAAGUCGGUAGUGAACUACGGCAACUACGCCUUGCGCCGCAUACCCUACCAAGAAUGGGGCCUCAAGUCGGUCCCGCCGCUGUCCACGAAGCGCAAAGAUGACGAGCUCCGUGGUACUGAUACUGUCGAGGUGAUAUAUCCCAAGCUAUUGGUCCCCACAGACAGGGUUUCCAGUGUAUUAGAGACACUGAGCACAGAACGAGAAGCUCUUCACAAGAGGAAACUCGUGUACUGUCUCAUCGGCAUGCCUAUUACGAUACCCUUCGCGCUGGUACCAAUCAUCCCCAAUCUACCAUUCUUCUACCUCGUCUACCGCGCCUGGUCUCACUGGCGAGCUCUGGCCGGCGGCAAGCACAUUCAAUUCCUGAUCCAGAACAAGCUCCUCACCCUGAGCCCAUCACCCAUCCUUGACGAAGUCUAUGCGGGAGUGCAACCUCCCCUCCUGUCCACCCCGCAGCCAACGACCGGCCCAGAGGAGGAAGGGCUGCCGAAGAAUGUCAGCCCUAACAAGGCCAAGCACACAGAUCCACCAGGAGAGGUGAUGUUGCUCAACCAGGCGAACGGAAAGAAGGCUGCUCAGCUCCUGGACCUUCCGCAGCUCGAGGUUGAGCUGGAGAGAGCUAUAUGGCAGGUCGAGACGGCGAUGAAGAACCAGGAGGAGGAAGACCCCAAGGAGCAAGAGAAAGAGAAGGAUAAAGAGAAGCAACAAUAG